CUUCGCGGUGACGUCAGGCCCAGAUGUUUUCCCAGGCCACGCCCCCGCAGGGGUCCGGGCGACUCCGAGGAGCGAUAACGGGGAAAGCUUAUUCUACUGUCACAACGCAAUGGAAGGGCAGGGGAAACCGCAUCUUUAUUUUAUUGCGUUCUCGAAAAACCAGCAUUAAUUCAUACUCCAAGCAACAAGCUGCCAGUGCCAGGAUCUAGCUGCUCUUCUUUUUCUCUUCCAUUGGAUUUCCAACGCUUUUUUGAUUUGGGGACAAGCUGGGUGUGAUCGUCAUGAACAAAGUGUGGUUUUGAUGGCUGCAAAAUCGGCCUUUACUUCUACAAAGAGAUCCUAAGAAAUAAGAGAGGGAAAAGUCUGCUUGCAUAAUCUUUUUUAAAAAGGGAAAGAGCAGUGUUGUGGUGGUGGUUUUUUUUUUUCCCCUCUUCUGUUUGGAUUUCUUUUUAAACUUAUGAAAAAAUGGCAACAGCAGCAUGUGUGGAUCAUUUUGCAGCAGAGUGCCUUGUUUCUAUGUCCAGUCGUGCUAUUAUCCAUGCUCCCAAAGGGGAGCCUGAUCCCCAACCUGGUGCAGCAAUACCUCCUUCAUCAAAUGGGGAAGAUAAGCGGGAAGUCAGAGAAACCGGGAAAGACAAUGGAUCAUCAUUACUUGUUGUAGCUAGCAUUUUAGCAGAUCUGAACCAGCAUGUCCCAAACUCACCUGCUCUAAGGAUGGAAAAAAGAGAGACCUUUGAUAUCACAGAACAAUUACACAUUUCUAUUGCUCCUAAGGAGUUUGGGGAAGAAAGUGUGUCUUCGGCUGGUAAGCAUGGAGGAGGAAGAGCUGCCACACCUACUAGCCUGGCUGCAGUAACUGAGCCAAGCCCCAGACAAAAGAACAAACGCACGAGAAGCUGGACUGACCCUGGAUCACCCCAGAAAAAGCACAAAUGCCACUAUGUGGGGUGUGAAAAAAUUUAUGGCAAAUCUUCCCAUCUUAAAGCUCAUCUAAGGACCCACACAGGUGAACGGCCUUUUGAAUGCAGCUGGCAAGGAUGUAAUAAGAAGUUUGCCCGCUCCGAUGAGCUGGCCCGCCAUUACCGCACUCACACAGGAGAAAAGAAGUUCAGCUGUCCUCUCUGUGAGAAACGCUUCAUGCGCAGCGACCAUCUGACAAAACAUGCCCGUCGCCAUGCCAAUUUCCACCCAAGCAUGCUCAAGAGGCGAAGUGGAAGCAGCUCAAGAACAGGCUCUGUCAGUGACUACAGCCGCUCAGAUGCCUCAAGCCCGACUAUUAGCCCCGCCAGUUCCCCAUAGACCUACCUGCACUGGAUGUCAGCACUUUGCCUCCGAUACCUAAUGUGGAGUUUUGUUUGUGUUGCACACAUGUAAAAAACUCUGUCGCUUCCCCUCAGUUCCCCACUCCCCCCGUCUUUUUUUUUAAAUUAGUAAAUAGCUGCCUCCCACUGCAAUUUCCAGUCAAACUUUCUUUACCCAACCACACAAGUGGCUAUUCUAACCUCAUGGACAGACAGACUUACAUGUUAUACUUAGUGACUCCUGCUGUCUCAAUAUUUCAUACAUUUUGCAACCAUUUAGAGAUCCUCUUGAUUAUUCUUUGUAAGAAAAUGAGAAAAUCUAAAAAAAGAAAAAAACCCCACUUAAUUCACCUCAGGUGUCAAAGUAGUUUUGUAAGACCGGAUUGCACAACAUGAGCAUACAUACACUUACAAAUCAACUGUGUUGGAUUGUGUCCCCCUUCUCCUUUCUCAGGGAUGGAUAUUUAAGUUACACAAUAACUACAAUGAAGACACUCCCUAACUGCAGCCUUAUUCUGUAAAUAUAUUUGCACUCCGAAGCUUUUUGUUAGGUUCUUUCACACACUGGGGAAAAAAAAAAAACAACAAACAGACAAUACAAAAACCAAACCAGUACUGGAAUGUAGUACCAGACUCUUCCAUUGUUUGUUUUCCUGAUUAUAUACCUACAUUGGGGAGUGUCCAGACAGGAGUCUUGUCUUUCUUCAAGCUGCCCUCUGCUUUUGGUAGCAAGCCAUCUUUUCACUUCAUGCUGAAGAUGCUCCAAAAUCAACUUCCUAUUGCAAAAAUCUUUGUGAGGUUGAUAAACUUGUUUGCUUAUUUGUUUCAUGCUAGAUAAAAUUCUGAGAAAAAAUUCUAAACAAGAUGCCUUAAGUAUAUAACCUAAAUCACGAGGAAACAUAUUUACACUGGGUAACAUUUUAUUGCAAGGUGGCAUGGAAUCUCAGAGGCAUUCUGUCAUCACACUCUCCAAGUUGUUAAGCUCUCUGCACUGCCUGUUCAGUAUGGGACCAACAGAAUAUGCAAAUCAAACCACACUGACUUGAACAAUUUUUUUUAUUCUUUUUUCCUUUUUUUUUUUUAAUGAAUUAUGGAAAUAGCAUAGCUGAACCACUUCCCACCAAAACUUUUAUCAAGGUACUUACCUACUGUACAGCUGUAUCUUAGCCAGACAAAUUGGCUAAGACAUAGUUUCUGUAUCCUGUUGCAUCACAAUUGUGAUCACUGAUAAAAGGAAGCAAAAAUCAUAAGGUAUCUUCUGACUGGAAAAACAAAAUAUGCAUUUUUUAAGUUUUAAAAUAAAAUGACAUUUUAGCUCAGCACCACUACAAGUUUCUCAAAAAUACACAUACCAGCAUAAAGUAAGGUGCUGUCAUUUCUGAAUAACUGCUUAAUAACUAAAAGGCAAUCUUCACUAGUUUUCAAUAACUUUCAAAUAUCUGACACUAGAUAGACCACUAGGAGGUAGAUUUUUAUGUUUUAUAUGGUAGAAAAUAUAGCAAAAGACCAGGAGCAUUAUUGAUGUACUGGAGACCUCACUGGCAGCAAAUACACUCUCCUUGGUUUGGCUGGAUCUGAUGGUGCAUAGUAUAAAUACAGGUCCUUUUGAUUCAGGAAUUUUUUGGGUUUUCUUGUUUUUAUUGUAGGGUAUAAAUACAGUUAAGUGUAGCAUGGUGAAAAGAAACUCUCUACGCCAAACCUGCCGUUUGAUAUCAAGUGAAUGCCUCCAGAUUCCAAAUGAACCUGUAUCUUGCUGCUUUGCAUUGAUCCAGUUUUGCAAGUUUUUAUUGUACUGUAUAUUAACUGUGAGGGGCUAAUAUAGAUUUCCAAGUAGUUUCAUAGGUACUUCCAUAAUAUUUACAUUAUUCCUAAUACUAUGCAUUCUAUUAGUUGUAUGGAUAAAUACUUAAAGACAGUUCAAAGUGCAGAUAUUUCAGUAUUUUUUUCAUGUUCGUUUGCUUCAGAUUUCACCUCUGUAAAAUCACAAUUUUCCCCUUUUGAAUCGGAAGUCAUGCGAGGCACAAUUCUACUGUUUCAUUUCACAGAAGAUGAAAGAACAUCGUAAGGGUUUUUUUGCAAGAUGACGAAUAUUGUUGAGUUUGUGUGAUGAGUUGCCUAACCACUGUGAGUUAGGGGAAAGCCAGAUCUGUUUGCCUCCAUAGAUUUCCGCUUUUUUUUUUUGCCUUUUUUUAUUAAAUCUUGAUCUACUGAGAUACAUAAUUUUAACAGCUUGAUACAAUUCAGGUAACAGGAAUUCACAUUCCAAUCAUUUCUGUGACUGCUAAAAGUGCUCUUGUGCUGUAGUUAGUAAAGAGGCAUUUAAGAUAUCUAGCUAAAGGUCAGCUGUGUCUUGUGCACAUACUUCAAAACAAGUCAUAAACACUUUUCUCAUUAUCAUUAUACCUUAACAGAGGGAUUGGGGGAGGGGGAGGGACAGGACAAAAACAAAAGGAGAACUCAGUAUCAGCAAAAAAUCAUAGGCUUCAUGUUCUAAGUUCAGUUUGUUGUGAAAUCAUCUUUUCCAACAAGAGCAUCAUUUAAUCUUCGGCAAAGGAGGAACUACUCCAGUCCAUUUAUUUAGGGCAUAGUAAUUCAGCAUGAAUCAGUAGGUGCAUUACAAAUAAGUUGUUUUAAUAGCCUGGAGAAAGAAUAUUCGCACCAAGUUUUAUUAGCUCUGAGAUUGUGGGAUAACCUAUUCUGAGUGAUACAAGAACUAUGUAAUCUUUAACUCAAACAGUAAACUAAGCAUUUUAUGUAUAUUCCUUAUAGAUAUUACUAAUCUCCAAGUUUAAGCAGAGGAAAAAAAAAAAAAAAAGGUUCAAAGUCAAAUUUCCAGUUCAGCCAGUUCAUCUAAUGAGAAGACUAUGAGACUAUAUAUAGCCAACAUAGCUACACUUUCAGGAAAUUCUCUGAAAUUUUUCAUUAAAACUUCUUUUUUACAUCUUCGCUUUAAAGACCUCAGAGCAUGUUAGGCUGACAGUCAAAUUACUGCAUUUUAAAAUCCUAGCUAGAGUUUCAAAUAUCUCCAUUAAAUGUUUAAUACAUGAUAGCUUUAGGGUAAAGUGAUGAAUUCCAAACCACUAGUAGUUUCCAAAACUGAAUGUGAACAAAACUUCUCUUAAUAUUUUUGUAUGGAAAGAGAGUGUUUGGGGUUUUCUAGCAUCUGCCAGAUGCUAGAAAAGAAGCAGAAGCACCAGCAAGGUCAUAAGACUCCAUUCUCAUGAUGGUUCCUCCUCAGUUUUGCAGAUACGAGAAGUCUGAACAGCUCAAAUUAUGUUUUGAAAUCUGGGUCCUUAUCCAAACUAUCCUCAGAUUUUUACCCUUUUGUUGUUUCACCCAGUGGUGUAACGUAAAACAGUCUCCUGGCAUAGCAACAAACAUUGCACACUCAGGAAACACUGCUCUGGCAGGGUGCAGAUUUCUUCACAGUCCUCCAUUUGGAGGAGUGUGCAUCUCUCCUUCUGCCUCCUCCUUUCCCCAUGCAAUCUGUUGAGGUGAAUCCCCACAAACUACAAAAUUGCCCUAAUUUUUUUCUUUUAAUUUCAGAAUAUAACAAGAGGCUUAUUAUUAUUAAGAAAGCCCUGAAAGUUUGUUUGUUUUUCUCCAGCCAUGAUUCUAGUUUCCUAAGAGUUGAGCUUAACUGUGUUGCUGUAGGAAAUGGGUGCAAGUUAAAAUCAUCACUUCACUUCCACCACUCAACUGAAACUAAAGACGCUCUUAGAAACCCAUUCACCCCUUCCAUUAACCUCAUCCUGUGCAAAGACCUAGAGUGCAUUAACGGCCACAUGAAUUCAAUUUUCAUCCUGCUUCUUACAAAGCAGUCCUGGUAAACUCCCGGCAGCUAGAUUUUAUUGUGAGAAUUGUUUAUAUCUGCAAAUUAGUUGCUCCUUGCUUUUAUAAUAUAUGCAUAGUAUCUGUUUACAUUACAUAACUGCAAAGGUGUAUAUUUGUAACAAGUCAUCAGAAGCCUCUGUUUGAUGGUAAUGCCUAAUUCUUGUAUGUAUCCUACCCUCUUUACUGCAUUAACCCUUACAAUAACUUUUAGCUAUGAGGGCCUCUGUACACCUUUUAAACCUCAUUACCUUCUAUCCAGACAUUCAGCACUUUCUGUGUUUCAUGCAGCCAGGCAGUAAAAGGCUGUGUGAGGAGCUUACCUGUUUCUAGCUAUUCACAUUCACAACUGCUUUUCUACACUUCUUUGCCACGAGUUCUGAAAUUUGUACUGUGUGAAGUGCAUUGUUGUUUUGCGGAACAUGGUUUGUGAAGAAAGAAUAAGGAAAACGAACUCUGCAUACUUAAAGCUUGCCUUUUCAUUGCCAUUUGAUUUACUAAUUUCAUCAGGUGAUGCCUACAAACUGACUUUCAGGUGCUCUUUUACUCCAUCACACCAUCUGUUUGUGCAUUGGGUGCUAACAUAUAGUCUACGUCAGUGAAGGGUAUGAUGAACGCCCGUAUUUUUAACUCUUUUGGGGAUAAAGCUAUAGCCUUAGGCAGAAGAAAAUAACCAAAUUAUACUUGUUUACCCCAUAGGCCAUUUACCCCAUAAGCCAGACUAUAGAAUGCAAAAACCCAUCCACUGGUAUAGAUUUUAUAUAUAUAUAUAUAUAUAUAAAAAAUAUUUAUAUAUAUGGAUUUAUAUAAGCAUAUGCACAUAUAUAAAAAUACAUAUAUAUGUGUAUAUUGUAUAGUACACAUAGCAGUGUGUACUAUAGAUGCUACACACCAAAUAAUGAAUGGAUGUCUACAGAGCAAAAAUAGGUGUCCAUUUCAUUAUAACUAGUGAUGCGUCUGAACCAAAAUCCUAGAUCCAAACACCACUGCAUUUGGAAAGUUUGAACCUGUUUUUUGAGAUUUGUGGUUGAGUUUGAUCUCUGGUUACAGCUGCAGUUACUUGUGUAUAUAUGCAUUCUGGGGGACGUGUGCGCAUGCGCACAUGUGCUUUUUCACAAGCGCGUGCCUGUGUGGGUGACAGAGAAUGUGUGUGCCAAUAAGUGUGCACGUGUUUACAUAUAUACUUCCAGCUUUGGUGAACUAUAAUGUUACUGGUGUCAUCUUCACUUGUACAGUUUUAUCAGCAGCACAUGAAUGCUUCCAUGAGUCACUUUUCAACUCUUUGAAUCACUACAUUGAAGUAUUACCAUUUGUACAGUUAUAUGUUCAUCUAUUCUUGCUCUGCUGUAACUUUUUAUGUAUUUUGUACUGCAUAGAUUAUAUAUUGUGAUAAUGUCCUGUGCAACAACAAUAAAACAGGGAAAAAAAAGGAAAAAGGAAGAAAAUUAACAACUGUAAAAUACUGUCUUAACUUGUAUGCAUGGUUAGUGAUGUUUACAUUUUCUAAAAUAAAACUUAUAACUAUGAAA
This is a messenger RNA of Aquila chrysaetos chrysaetos, 6661 nucleotides long. It is a transcript of the gene KLF13, whose product is annotated as Kruppel like factor 13. Bases 466 to 1299 code for a protein of 277 amino acids. The record is from RefSeq and is a predicted model, not a curated record. The transcript is spliced from 2 exons. Gene Ontology annotation, molecular function: DNA-binding transcription factor activity, RNA polymerase II-specific; RNA polymerase II cis-regulatory region sequence-specific DNA binding. Lineage: Eukaryota; Metazoa; Chordata; Aves; Accipitriformes; Accipitridae. Gene Ontology annotation, biological process: regulation of transcription by RNA polymerase II.